AUGGCUUCCCUUCUUUCAACUUCAUCAGCUCCUGUGGUCACCCUUCCUCACAGUGCUGCUCCCAGAGCCAAAUGCACCAUAAGGCAAAUUGGUUUCUCUGCAGUUUGUGCGGUCGGGGGACUAAUAUUUGUGCCUAAGAUCCAAAUCUCAAAGGCAGCAACAAGAUCAUAUCAACCAUCUCGUUGCUCCAAGACAACAAUUUCAUGCUCCAUUGCUCAACCAGAAACUCUGCAGAUUGUCCAGAGCACAAUUGCAAAGCAACUGUCCAUCGAUGAAAGCACAGUGAACCCCCAAACCAAAUUUGCUGAUUUGGGGGCUGACUCUCUCGAUACUGUUGAGAUAAUGAUGGCUUUGGAAGAAAAGUUUAGCGUGUCGAUUGGAGAAGGAGGAGCUGAGAAUAUUGCAACAGUUCAAGACGCCGCUGAUCUGAUUGAGAAAGUGAAGGCAGCUGCAGCCUAG
This is a messenger RNA of Ilex paraguariensis (yerba mate), 459 nucleotides long. The record is from the annotation of a GenBank genome assembly. Lineage: Eukaryota; Viridiplantae; Streptophyta; Magnoliopsida; Aquifoliales; Aquifoliaceae.